Molecule: messenger RNA, 4587 nt
Organism: Cyprinodon variegatus (sheepshead minnow)
Lineage: Eukaryota; Metazoa; Chordata; Actinopteri; Cyprinodontiformes; Cyprinodontidae
Gene: tp53bp1
Product: tumor protein p53 binding protein 1
Exons: 22
Biological process (GO): DNA damage checkpoint signaling; positive regulation of transcription by RNA polymerase II
Cellular component (GO): nucleus
Molecular function (GO): histone binding
Source: RefSeq, a predicted model, not a curated record
CUUGUCUUUCACAGUUCCGAGGUCAGCUCCAGCAGCUCUCCAGAGUCUGUGGUUCAGGCAGGCCGCCAGCUGUCUGCCCAGGUUCUGCUGCAUUCCCAGAACCUGCAGGCCUCUAAAGAACCGGACCACCAGGACUGUGAGAUCCUUUCUUCACAGGAGGACCUGUUUGAUGGGGACAAGUCUGGUGCUGUUGACAGCACGGUAUCUGAGCCUGAGCCGCAGGCUCAGCCCACCUCCACACCAGCCAACACCCUCCGGUUGCUGCAUCUGUCUGGACAGGGAACACUGGUGCAGGAAAGUCUUUCCCAGAGCUCCAUUGAUUAUAUUGCCCCCACCCCAGAUAACUUCACCCACGCUCCUUUAAUCGUUCCGAGCUCACCUACUGAAGGGGAAAAUGAAGCCGAGGAACCCAUGGACACCUCACUUCCACCAGAGGAGAAACGUGCUGCAGCAAAGGACGAACCAAUGGAAACAGAGGCAGCAUUGAGACCACACCCUUCUACCUCCGCUCCUGUGUCCCAGAAUUCCUCUGGUUUGGGAUCAGAUCAACCUCUCUCUGUACCGUCCCAGCCGGAGUUCUCUCAUGAUGUAUUUGUUCCAACACAGAGCCAAGAAGCUAAUAAGAACUCCUUUCCGGUGCCUUCAGAGACACAGUCUCAGCUCCGGGAAUCCACUUCCUUCACUGCACCGCUGCAGCUUUCUGUGAACACUGAGAACAGUAAUCCACUUGCUGUUGAGGAGGACAGUCAGGCCACGCAGAUAGAGGAGCUGGAAGAGCGGGCUGGUGUUGACACCAGUGAACCUGUGAGCUCAUGUCCUGUUCAGGAGAACCUGAGUAACGCUGUAAACACAGAGUCACAAGCUGCUGAGUCGCCUAAACAAUUUAGCCAGACUGAGACUAAGUCUGAUUUGCCACAGGAGUCGGACAGGCAGAAACGGGCAGAAGCUAAUUUGAAUGUACAAAACGUGAAUGUAAAUGAAAUCAGCAACACUAACCACACUGAUGUGACCGUAAACACCUGUGUUCAAGAGACUCCCUGCACCAUCACGCCCUGCAGUUUGCCUUCACAGUCGGUCAUAUCCCCAACCUCAGCCGUCGAUAGCGGUUCUGUUUGUUCGAAAGGAGAAACGGCUACGAGCCAACCUGUAGGACAUCAGCAGACAGUGGUCAGUAACAGCCUGAUGGACAAAAACAGAAUGGAUGGGCAGGUGGAGGAAGAAGAGAUGGUGAUGGAGGAGGAAAACACAGGCAGUGCCUCAGGAAUAGCUCUGGUCCUCUCCCAGAGUGAGCUGAUGUCUCCUGAGCCCAUGGAGGAGGGGGAGGACAGUCAAGACAACAUUGUCGUCGUGACAGACAACGAGAAAGAUGACGCCUCGCGUUCACAGACCAGUAAAUCCAAUCCUAUGGGUAUCACCUCUAAUGGCCACCAGCAUGAGAACCAGGAAGAGAAGGCAGAUGCAACUCUGGAUCGGUCGUCCCAGGCUGAGGGCAUGAGGCAGGAAGCAGAUGGAGUCAAAGACAAGAGCCUGAAUGACAGCUCAGGAGAUAUUUCUUUCCACUUCACACUUCCGAAAGAGGGGGAACUGAUUGGUCCCUCGAUCGGCUCUACGCCCCCUCUGAUCAACCAGCUGAAGCAGACGCUCCGACACAGCACGCCCAUCGAGAUCCCUCCCUUUUCUGAGAAGACAGACACUGUGGGCGACGCAUCUUCGGAUGUUGUAGCGACAGCCGGUAACGUGUCAGAGGAAGGAGGAGAAGAUGUGGCUGAUAAAGAAGAUGGGAAACUGAGCUUGAGGAUGAAGCUGGUGACGCCUGUAGAGGAAGGCAGCUCUGAACGCUUCAGUCUGCAGAAGCCUGCUCUGUUGGAGGAGGAUGAAUCGGUCACCAAGGUUACGACUGUUUCCCCUGCUGUUACCAGCCCCUCAGUGUUUACCCGUGUUCGGCAGGUGCACCGACAGCAGGGGGCGGAGGAGGACAUUCUCUCUGGAAACAACACCGCGGCUGUAAGGGGGAAACUGUUUGCCUCUCCACGCAGCAGCUCCUCACUGGGCUGUAACAGCCUCCCCAAUAGCCAGGAUGAGUUGUCAGCGCCGCAGAACAGCCUUAAAGAUACCAACAUUCCUGCAGGACCACCUGAGAAGAUGCAAGAACCAUCAGAAGCUCCAAAUCUGCCUCCUCCAAACAGCGUGGCAGAGAGGGAGGCUUCCCAGAAGGCUUCUGAAAACGCCACCACUGCUACUCCCUCCAGCAAGUCCCAGCAGCGGAACGUCUCCCAGCAGACCAGCUUCGAUGGGCCAGGCCUGCGUUCUCCUCCUGGCCGGAGUGAACCAGAAUCGCCAUCAUUUAGAAGAACCGCGGCGCCAUCCCACCGUAGACACGUCCGCACCAUUCAGGAGGUCCGAACCACCAUCACACGGAUCAUCACAGACGUUUAUUAUGAGGACGGCAGAGAGGUGGACCGUAGAGUCACAGAGGAGAGCGAGGAGCCCGUGGUGGACUGUCAUGUGUUGGACAGCGACAUCUCUCCUUGUCGCACAGGUAGCAGCUCAGUGACCUCCGGUGACCUCGGUGACAUCAGCUCCCCGUCCUCCAAGGCUUCCAGCCUACAUCACAGUUUUGGAGGGACGAGCAGCAGCAUCGGCUCGACCAGGCCCGACUUUAUUAUGCCGCCCAGCAGAGGGUCGAAAACCGUCAGUCCCAGGAGGGGAGGUGGGCAUCCACAGAGGGGUCACAGGGGUCACAGGGCAGGGUCAGUGGUCACUGUGGGCAGAGGCGGCAGCACCUUUGGGUCCCGGGCCUUCGUCCCGCUGUCCCCCAGAGGAAGGUCUAGAAGGGGCCGGCCCCCAUCCCGCUGCUCCCUGUCCAGGGGGGGUGGUGUCGGACCACUGCAGAGGCUCGGUGCUCACUCCCAGAUCCACUCCUCCUCGGAGGAUGAGCCCUACACCUGCAUGCUUCCUCCACGCCUGCCCGUCAGCCCCUCCGACCCUGAGCCCCUGGGUCGCUCGGAUUCCCUCAGGUCGUCGCCAGAGGAAGCCAUCUUGGCUGGCAGCAGCUUCGUGGGCCUGCGGGUUGUCGCUAAGUGGUCCUCCAACGGCUACUUCUACUCAGGACGCAUUAUGAAGGAUGCUGGAGACAGCAGGUUCCGGCUGCGCUUUGACGACGGCUACGAGUGCGAGGUGGCGGGGAAGGAUAUCCUGCUGUGCGAUCCCAUCCCACUGGAGACGGAGGUCACCGCUCUGCUGGAGGAUGAGUACUUCAGUAUAGGGGUUGUAAAGGGCCAUAAAACGGAGGGUCAGGAGCUGUUCUACAGCGUGGAGAAGGACGGUCAGAGGCAGUGGUACAACCGGACGGCAGUCAUUCUGUCGCUGGAGCAGGGAAACAAGCUGAGGGAGCAGCACAGCCUGGGACCCUAUGAGCCCACCACCCCUCUGACCAAAGCCUCAGACAUCAGUCUGGACAACUUGGUGGAGGGGAAGAGGAGGCGCAGGGGAACCCCUUCGGGUCCGAACACACCCACCCGCAGCUCCUCCAGCAGUCCUCGGACCCCUGGCCCCUCCGGGAAGAGGAAGCUGAUGUCCUCUGAGGAGAACAGGAUCCCCUCUAAGAGGGGACGGAGAGGGGGAGGAGUCAGAGCUGGUCACCGGGUUGGGACUUGUAAUACCUCCGGCAGCGGCACGGAUCUCCCGGGUCAGUCCUGUGACAUCACAGAGACUCACGGCCCGCUUCCUCAGAACACGUCUCUGUUUAUGGGCUUCGCCUUCAUGCUGACGGCGUCGUCUGAGAACGACCGGAUGACCAACAAGGUUACCAGCGAUGAUGAGGAAGAUUACGUUCAGACGGGUCCGUACAACAAACCAUACACAGAGUCACAGCUGCAGGCCGGCGGAGGCUUCAUCCUACCAGACUUCAAUGAGGAGCAGUGUAAAGCAGCGUAUCAGAGCCUGCUCAUUGCUGACCAGCACUGCCGCACCAGGAAGUACCUGCUGUGUUUAGCCAGCGGCGUUCCAUGUGUGUCCCACAUUUGGGUUCGAGACUGCUGCAAAGAGAACAAGCUCCUGAACUACAGGAACUACCUGCUGCCAGCUGGCGUGGGCCCCGAUGAUGCCAUAGUGGAGUGGCAUCCCCGCUCCAGCCCAUUCAAAGCUCUCCGUGUCCUCCUGGUGUCUGAGAAACUAGACGAGCUUUGGGCCCAGCUCAUGACGAUGGGUGGAGCUUCAUCUGUAAAGCAGUUCCAGACAGACGCAGACAGCUCUGAGAUUCCAGCCGGGAAGUACGAUGUGGUAGUGACGGAUGACACAUGUCCACCAGUGGUGGAGAGAAGUGUGACAUCACAGGAAGUGCCGAUGGUGUCUCCCGAAUGGCUCAUCCAAAGUGUGAUCUGUGGGGAGCGUCUAGGUUUCCACAGCAGGCCUCAGUAUCGUCAUGACUACUCCACCUCUUCAUCAUCAUCCUCCUCAUAAUCUGACUCCAUGCGUCCAUAAGGUCUUUGACCAAGCUCCAUGUUCUGUUGCAUGCAUCUGCUGUACAUAAGUUGUGUUUUUAUGGGACAAUAAAUUGUGACAUGUUUCAUUUUAACUGACGUGUUU